AUGGCGCCGAAGGCGGUGGCCCCGAAAGCGGUCGAGCCUCCGGCCAAGAAGGCGAAGACGGAGGAGGCCCCCGAGCAGGUCUCAGUGGAGGAGGACGCCCCCGAGCUGGAGAAGAGCGCGCCCGACGACAAGCGGCAGAGGCUCGCGGACGAGGUCACCUUCCCGCCGAACGACUGCACUCUCAACGUGGUGCCCACCUCCGGGGGCAGUGUCCUCAUGGGGCUGACCGACGGGGGGACGCAGUUCCUCAUGGCUGGCGCCCGCGCGAGCGUGGGGGUGAAGAAGGGCCGGUACAUGUUCGAGGUCAAGGUGCUGGAGACCCUUUGGCGGCACGAGCCCGGCUACGCAGGACGGACGCCUCAGCCCAAGCAGACGGUGCGGGUCGGCUUCUCCGCGGCGGGCUCCUCGCUGGUGCUCGGGGACGUCGCGGACGGCGCCAACAGCGCCAGCUUCGACUCGGAGGGCUUCUUCGUGGCGAACGGUAAGAAGCUCAUGACAUCGCAGCGGUUCACGAAGGGCCAGGUCGUCGGUGUGUUGCUGAACCUCGACGCCAAGAGCCCGAACUCGAACACUGUCAGCUUGUUCAGGGACGGUCAACGCAUCAGUAAGCCGCAGGCCCUGCCAGAAGAACUCAAGGACAAGGCCCUCUUUCCCCACGUGUCUUUCCGCGGCAUGAGCGUUCAGGUGAACUUCGGCCCGUCGCCCCUGCAAACACUUCCGUUCACAUGCCGCACCAUCCAAGACGCGGCGAAGGCGGACACUGAGUUGUCGAAGGUUCUGGCGAAGGACAAGUGCACCGUGGUGUUCCCCGUGGCGGUCCCAGACGAGGCCACCUUUGAUUUCGUGGACGGCUUCCUGAAGCAGAACCCGCAGUACACAGAGCUCAGCGACCGCAAGAUUCAGGAGUGGGCCACGAAGAGCGGUUUCUGGAAGCCGACCAGGCGGAGUUUGGCGCACUCGAACGACAAGCCCGAGUUCGGCUUCGGCGUCCAGGGCAUGGACGACGGGAGCGUGUCCCGCGUCACAGGCUCGGUGGCGCCGCUGCUGCCGAGAGACUACGUCUUCAUGGAGGUCAAGCAGAACCUGGUCGCCGAAGACCGCAGGGCCAACCUGAAGAAAUUCAGCGGGCAUCGCUUCAAGAGGGUAGCGCACGUGGUUAUGGGCAAGCCGAGCAAGGAGUUCGUGGCAGGCGUGCACAAAGCGAUGCUCGCCUCGAAGCAAGCCAGGCUGAACGCCGAGCAUCAGGCGAAGAAGCUCGAGAGGGAGCGCAAGAAGCGGCAGGCAGCCGCGGCCGAGGUGGCCAAGAAGGCGCUGGAGGAGAAGAAGAAGCAGGUCUUGGAGGAGGCAGACGGGGAGGUGAAGAAGGAGGAGGGUGCUUCGGCAGAGAAGGAGGAGGAAGAGAAAGAGGAGGCAAAGGAAGAGAGCAAAGAGGAGGCCCAAGAGGAGGUCAAAAAAGAGGACGACGAGGAGGUGGCGGAAGAGCCCCCUGUGGCCGAGCUGACGGACGAGGAAAAGGCCGCAUGCUUCAAGCCUGUCAUCACCAGCGACCUGAGCAGCUCUGUCCUGGCCCAGUCGUUCGCGGGCUUCUCCAUUCCGGAGAAGAGCGAGGGCUUUGACGAGAUCCGGUUCGAAUGGGCGGGAGAGGCGGAGGCCAAGCAGCACUUGAAGAGUUUUGUAUUGAAGCUCAAGGUUUCAACACGGGUCGACGACCUGGCCCCGAAUGAGUGGUUCAAAACGACCUCGGCCGAGUUCGAGAAGCGCGUCGCAGAGCUCAAGCAGAAGGCCAAGAUUAGCCCCAAGUUCGUCGCGCCACCAAAGGAGGGCGAGGAGGCAGAGAAGAAGGAGCCGAUAGAGGACAUUGCCGAGAUCUCGGACGUGUGCGACGUUGGGGACGGAACCCCGUUGUUCAAAGAUUUUGGGUUCGAGGAUUGGGCGCUCCUCGGUCUACGCUGCGACCUCUACCUCCUGUCGCACAUGUACUCCAAGGUUCUCGACGACCCCGAGCGACCUGGCAUCCAUGAGUCCAACCUCCCCUUCUAUCCGAUUAUGCCAAGUUCUUCAAGAAGCAGCUUACCCCGAAAAUGUACGGGAAAGAAACGCUGA
Messenger RNA from Prorocentrum cordatum, 2103 nucleotides. The record is from the annotation of a GenBank genome assembly. NCBI's taxonomy places the organism in Eukaryota, Dinophyceae, Prorocentrales, Prorocentraceae.